Molecule: messenger RNA, 1325 nt
Organism: Solanum dulcamara
Lineage: Eukaryota; Viridiplantae; Streptophyta; Magnoliopsida; Solanales; Solanaceae
Product: hyoscyamine 6-dioxygenase-like
Exons: 4
Coding region: 110-1171 (353 amino acids)
Source: RefSeq, a predicted model, not a curated record
UCAUCACUAUAAAUAACUCUAUAAUACAUCCUUGGAACCUCACAAAGCAAUUACUAGUAGUAUCUAAGAUAUAGUACUAUUAUUCUCUUAGAGAAAAUUAAUUAAUUAAAUGGCAUCACUAGUUUCAAGUUGGUCUUCAGAAGUGAAUUCAAUUCCAGAAAAAUAUGUGGUUCCAUUGGAAAAAAGGGUAAUCGCAGAUGUACCAAUUGGUAAACAUAUUCCAAUUAUUGAUUUAACACAACCUUCUUCUCAUUCUAUUCAACAAAUCAUCAAAGCUUCUGCUGAGUUUGGUCUCUUUCAGGUGAUCAACCAUGGAGUUUCACCAACCCUAUUGGCUGAUGCCUUAGCAGUUUGCAAAGAGUUCUUUAAGCUGCCAAUUGAGGACAAAGCAAAAUUUGUUGAGAAAGAUGAGGGCUUAAGUGACUUUGAACCAUCAAUUGACCAAAGACCAAAGCUUUACAUUGAAAAAGAAUACACUCCAAACAAGAAUGGCUCAAACACUAAUAAUAAUGUCAAGGAAACUGUCUUUUGGAAAGACACUUUUGGACAUGGUUGUCAUCCCCUCACUCAAGAUGUCAUCAAUUCUUGGCCUGAAAAACCACAAAAAUAUAGAGAGCUGAUAAGUGAAUAUGCAUUGGAAUUAAGGAAAUUGAGCUUGAGGAUAUUGGAUUUAAUGUGUGAAGGACUUGGGCUUGAAGUUGGGUAUUUCGGCCAAGAACAUAGCCAAACUCAAUUAAUGGUGACCCAUCAUUACCCACAAUGUCCAGACCCAAAUUCAACAAUAGGUAUAGCUGAACAUUGUGAUGGUGCACUUAUCAAUUUGGUCCAACAAGAACUAAGUGGAUUGCAUGUGAGAUCCAAAGAUGGAAAAUGGUUUGGUGUUGAACCAAUUCCUGGUGCACUUGUUGUCAUCAAUGGUUUGAUCUUAAAGGUUGUCAGCAAUGGAAAGCUAUUAGCUGGAGUGCAUAGAGUUGUGACAAAUUCAACUUCUGAUAGAACAUCAGUUGGAAGCUUAAUAAGUCCAAUUGAGUGCAUCAUUGAACCUGCAAAAUUACUUAUAAAUGAGAGCAAUCCACCUUUAUUCAAAUCAUUUUCAUAUACAGAGUAUUUGGGAUAUUAUUUCAGUGACACUACUGAAAUUGAAGCAGCAUUGAAACCAUUCAAGCUCUAGGCUUUGGGGGGGAAAAUGAUCAUCUUUGUGUUUGUUGUAAUUUAAGUUUCUAUAUUUGUGUUAUCUUAUGUCAUAUGAUGUGUUUGGUUGUACUAUUUAGUUACUAUGUUGUAUGGACUUUUCUAAGUUUGAACUUUGAUCAUGCUUGUUUGAA